AUGGCCGAAGGCGGCCGCCGGACCUCCAUGACGAAUUCGGUCCGUAGCCCUCCCCCUCUCUCCUUAGGCCUUGUCUGCACCUGCCCCAAGGCCAGUGGAGCCGCCUCCAUUCCCAUUCCCUCCGGGAAGCCCUACCUGUAUGGCGCCCCUGGAUCGCCUCCGUCACCACGGCCUGCCCCAUGGCGCCAGCGGUGUGACCUACCCCGAGCAGUCCCGCGGCUAUCCAUUGGCGCGACGAGUGACGACGGAGCAUGUGCGCCCUCCGGUCGGCCCCAUCGCGCGAUGAAGCGACGGCCAGGCCGGCGGCCGGAGCCCGCCCUCGCCACUCUGUCGCCGUGGAGAAGAAGAAAUGAGGAGAAGAGAGGAGAUGAGGCAGGGCCCGCGCAUCAGCUGGAGAGAGAGAGUCAACCUCGGCCCCUAGUCAGAAUAAGUGGAAGUGUAUUUUCCGUUUUAUGCUUUCAUUUCAGUGAAAGCGCAAACUGUUAUGGCUUCGGCCGGAAAUACGUUUUCACUUCCCGAAAGCGUAGUUCCUGGAUUACACUUUCUGUUUUAUCCCCAGGGACCUAUUUGUAG
Hordeum vulgare subsp. vulgare (domesticated barley) is the source of this 573-nucleotide messenger RNA. RefSeq lists its product as uncharacterized. NCBI's taxonomy places the organism in Eukaryota, Viridiplantae, Streptophyta, Magnoliopsida, Poales, Poaceae. The transcript has a single exon. Bases 1 to 573 code for a protein of 190 amino acids. The record is from RefSeq and is a predicted model, not a curated record.